Messenger RNA from Bombina bombina (fire-bellied toad), 1638 nucleotides. RefSeq names its product lysyl-tRNA synthetase 1 (gene KARS1). Lineage: Eukaryota; Metazoa; Chordata; Amphibia; Anura; Bombinatoridae. The record is from RefSeq and is a predicted model, not a curated record. Gene Ontology annotation, cellular component: cytoplasm; nucleus; mitochondrion. Gene Ontology annotation, biological process: lysyl-tRNA aminoacylation; positive regulation of macrophage activation; basophil activation involved in immune response. Gene Ontology annotation, molecular function: tRNA binding; lysine-tRNA ligase activity; ATP binding.
CAGCUUUGCUUUCUGACAUUUCCCAUUCUUCUCUGCGCUGCGGAAGAGGUUUCUUUCUGGUAGUAGGCAACAUGGCGGACGUUCAGAGUUUAACACCGGCUGACGGCGAAAGCAAGCUGAGCAAAAAGUGCUAAUCACCAGAUAUUUGCCAAGUGAGGGUUGGGAGUUGUGUACAAUGCUGCUAUCUGCUCUGCUCAGGCUGGUUAAGAGCCCAGUCAGGGUGCACAGAAUACUUAAGGAUCAAAUCCUGGGAAAGCAUCUUUCCAAUUUUUCUCCUCUCUACAAGGACCAGGAACUUCAUAAGAAAAAAAGUGAGCUGAAAAGACGAAUGAAAGCAGAAAAAAAAGCUGCUGAAAAGGAAACUAAACAAAAGGAUCAAAAUGAGAAGCUGCCCAGUGAAGAGGAAGCGGCUGUUGAUGAAGAAACGCUAGACCCUAAUCAAUAUUAUAAGAUACGUACACAAGCGAUUCAGCAGCUAAAAGGCACAAAAGAUGAUCCCUAUCCACACAAGUUUCACGUGGACUUAUCCCUCGCAGACUUCGUUCAGAAAUACAGUAAUUUACAGAUUGGGGACCAUUUAACAGAAGUGGUCAGUGUAGCAGGUAGGGUCCAUGCCAAACGUAUUUCUGGUGCCAAGUUAAUCUUUUAUGAUCUUCGCGGAGAAAGUGUGAAGCUGCAAGUGAUGGCUAACUCUAAAUUUUACAAAUCUGAAGAAGAGUUCAUGUCAAUUAAUAACAAGUUACGCCGGGGUGAUAUUAUUGGGGUGAAAGGAAACCCUGGAAAAACUAAAAAGGGAGAACUCAGUAUAAUCCCGCAGGAGAUAACUCUGCUUUCACCUUGCCUGCACAUGUUGCCUCAUCUGCACUUUGGAUUGAAGGACAAGGAGACCAGAUUUCGCCAGCGUUACUUGGAUCUCAUUCUAAAUGACUACGUAAAACAGAAGUUUAUUGUUCGUGCAAAAAUUAUCACCUACCUCAGAAAAUUUCUUGAUGACUUAGGUUUCCUUGAGAUUGAAACCCCGAUGAUGAACAUGAUUCCUGGCGGUGCUGUUGCAAAACCAUUUAUCACUUAUCACAACGAUUUGGAUAUGAACCUGUACAUGAGAAUAGCACCAGAACUGUACCACAAGAUGCUUGUGGUUGGUGGUAUUGAUAGAGUAUAUGAAAUAGGCAGACAAUUCCGAAAUGAAGGAAUUGACUUGACCCACAAUCCAGAGUUCACUACCUGUGAAUUUUAUAUGGCAUAUGCAGACUAUCAUGACCUCAUGGAAAUCACAGAAAAACUGCUUUCAGGUAUGGUUAAACACCUAACUGGUGGUUACAAGGUGACGUAUCAUCCUGAGGGCCCGGAAGGUCCGGCCCAAGAAAUAGACUUCACUCCUCCCUUUAAGAAGAUUAGCAUGGUUCAGGAGCUGGAAAAAGAAUUAGGAGUAAAGUUCCCACCGCUGGAUCAGUUUGAAACAGAAGUAACACGCAAGUUCCUUGAUGAUCUCUGUGUAGCAAAAGAAGUUGAGUGCGCGGCUCCAAGAUCCACUGCCAGGCUACUAGAUAAGCUGGUUGGUGAUUUCUUGGAGGUAACCUGCAUCAACCCAACCUUUAUAUGUGACCAUCCUCAGAUCAUGAGCCCUCUUGCUAAAUG